Aphanomyces invadans is the source of this 228-nucleotide messenger RNA. RefSeq lists its product as hypothetical. The transcript has a single exon. NCBI's taxonomy places the organism in Eukaryota, Oomycota, Saprolegniomycetes, Saprolegniales, Verrucalvaceae. The record is from RefSeq and is a predicted model, not a curated record. The coding region runs from base 1 to 228 and encodes 75 amino acids.
AUGUCGUGUUUGCAUGAAGAAUUCAACGUAGACCGACUCAAGCAUUGCAAGCACAAUGAUCCCAAGUUUGCAUCACGACCGAUUCCCAAGGCAACACCCGUCAUCCUCGAUGACGCUACCGAUGACGAACUUUACAUUGUUGAGAAACUCCUGAAGAAAAGAACGUUCAACCGUCAAGUCGAGUUCUUAGUCAAAUGGCAUGGACUACCGGAAAGCGAAGCAACAUGA